AUGUUAAAUAUAGGAACCAGCCAAUAUAGUGGGCUAAGUUUAUGCAUACGGUCAAUCAGUAGGGUACUGACAAUAAGACUCAAUUCCACAUCCACAAAGUCUAAUACAUUAAUAUACAAUUUAAACAAUUAUCAAAGCACAUUUCCUCAAGAUACAUUAAUAAACAAUGACAUUACAACUUUAAAACAAAUAAUAUCCAAAAAACACGAGCCACAAACUUUCAAAAUAGGAGUGCUAUACGAAUCAAAACAAAUCGAACAAAAUUCAAAAAUGAUUGAGGUCUUAUUGGCUGAUCCAUUAGCUUCAAAUAAUCAAAUUUGGUUUGAAAAAAUUGUAAAAAGACAUGGAUUAGGUAGAUUUCUAUUUGGUGAAUACAAAACAGAUUUAGUCGAUGAUAAUCCAGAAUUAGAUAAUCUCAAUCCUUUUGAAUUACCAUCUCCAAUUUUAAGUGGGAUUUAUAGAACAAGAUAUGGUAAAGAACCUGAUUUAACUCAAAAUGAUUUAAUUAUUGAAGAAAUUGACCCGCAACAACAUUUGGAAAGUAUAGAUGAUUUUACUUACUUUAUCUAUGUCACAAAUCAAUUUAAUACAUCAAUAUCAAACUUACCAGAAGGCUUAAAAAAUAGAAUAUUCUUAAAAGUCAUUGAUAAUGUUGAAUAUUCACCUAAAAGUUCUGAGUCUACACCAAUCUCAUUAGAUACGUCCAUACAUACUCAUAUCAUCAAAAUUGAUUCAAACUUGGCCUAUAAAGGGAUAACAAAUUUUAUGUUAAAUGACGUCAAAGCCACUGAUUCCUACCUCAAUAGUUUAACCAAUAGUAACGUGCACCAACUUUUCAAAUUUAUCGAUUACUACGCUAGAACAAAUAAUGCAAUCAAUUGGUACUUAGGGAACGUGAAGUCAUUAAUUCAUAAUAAAUUAACUAAGUCCAAAUCAUCUUUCGAAGAAGAUCCUACAACUAUAAAAUUGGAUAUAGACAAAUUCAUUCAAUUAGUUAAUACCGAACUACAAUACGACUUUGAGCCAAAAACUGAGAAUUUUAUCAAGAAGAAUUUAUCAUGGUGGAAAUUAUAUUACAAAAAUGAUAAUGUCGAAUAUGAUUUAAAAGACUUUUUCAAUGAAAAUUUUAUGAAUAAAAGUAUAGAAAAUUAUAAUCUUUUAAGGGGUAAAAUCAUUGAUUCUGAUGAAGCUGAUAAAAAUCCAUUGUUAGAAUUGAAAAAUGAAGUUAUCAAUAAACAAAUCAAUGAAACUGUUCAAGCUAUGGUUGUUUCAAUUUUGAGUAAAGCUUUUAUUUAUUAUCAAUUACCAAUUACUGUAAUAUCUGGAUUAGCUUAUCAAUUUUUUGAUUUUUCUGCAAAUUCAUGUAUUGCAUUAUUAUGUUUAGGUUGGGUAUUAGGAUUUAAUCAAGUUUCUAGAGAAUGGUUGAAGUUCAUGAACAAUUGGUGUAACAACUUAUAUGAAGAGAUUAGAUUGACGUUGACAAGAGAUUGUAUAGAUGGAUUAUCAAAAGAAGCCAAUAAUCAAAUUUUUAGAAUUAAAGAUGAAACAAAAUUACGUGAAAAACUUUUGACAGAGAUUGAACAUAAAGUAGAUUAA
Molecule: messenger RNA, 1596 nt
Organism: Lodderomyces jiufengensis
Lineage: Eukaryota; Fungi; Ascomycota; Pichiomycetes; Serinales; Debaryomycetaceae
Exons: 1
Coding region: 1-1596 (531 amino acids)
Source: RefSeq, a predicted model, not a curated record